Messenger RNA from Arachis ipaensis, 2622 nucleotides. RefSeq names its product Tetratricopeptide repeat (TPR)-like superfamily protein. Gene Ontology annotation, molecular function: protein binding. The record is from RefSeq and is a predicted model, not a curated record. Lineage: Eukaryota; Viridiplantae; Streptophyta; Magnoliopsida; Fabales; Fabaceae.
AGAGCCAAACGUAGAACCUAGUCUGUGUGACACAACACUAAAGUGAGUGAAUUUUGAAGCAGCUGCCUUUUGUUGUUCGUCGGUGAAGCUGAUGUCUCUGCGUACUGCAGCCGCCAUUUUUCUCAAAAGACUUCGUUUUCCCGCUUCCCAUGGCUUCUGUGCAUCUCGUGUAUACCCAAACGCAUUUCCACUCUCAUUUUCUGGCAAACUUAAACUUUCCCACUGGUAUCAAACCGGAGCAAAUGGCUCGAGGAUGAAUCUUAGGGAUCCUUGUCUGUGGAUUGUUAUAUCUGGACAUAUUGCUAUUGUACUAGGGACUGGUGCCAACACUGUGUUUGCAGAAGAUCCAACUAAUGAAGCAUCUCCAGAUGAUGACUUAAUUGGAUUAAGAAAAGUUGAGGAUGGUUCUAUAGUAUCAAAUACACAUACAGCAAAAUGGAGAGUAUUUACUGAUGAAGCGAGGGAAUUUUUCAUAAAGGGACAACUAGAUGCAGCUGAAAAACUUUUUCUUGCUGCUCUACAAGAAGCUAAAGAGGGUUUCGGCCCAAGAGAUCCGCAUGUUGCAUCUUCAUGCAAUAACCUGGCAGAGUUAUACAGGAUCAAAAAGGAUUUUGCCAAAGCAGAACCAUUGUACUUGGAAGCUAUCGACAUAUUAGAGGAAGCUUUUGGCCCAGAUGAUAUACGGGUUGGGGCUGCUGCUCACAACCUUGGACAAUUCUACCUUGGACAGCGGAAGUUGGAAAAAGCUCGUGUUAGCUAUGAGCGCGCACUGAAGAUAAAAAGACGUGUUCUGGGAUAUGGCCAUUCAGAAUGUGCAGAUACAAUGUAUCAUCUAGGAGUGGUGUUGUAUUUCCAAGGAAAAGAAAGGGAUGCUGAGGCCGCCAUUCAGGACUCAAUAAGGUUAUUAGAGGAAGGUGGCGAAGGGGAGUCAUUUGUAUGCAUUAGAAGACUUAGAUAUCUGUCGCAGAUAUAUUUGAAAUCACAUCGGCUGGCUGAAGCUGAGAUGGUCCAGAGGAAGAUCCUGCAUAUUUUGGAAUUGUCAAAGGGUUGGAAUUCGUUGGACACAGUUGUUGCAGCUGAAUCUUUAGCUCUGACCCUGCAAGCGUCUUGCAAUUUAAAAGAUUCAAAAGAACUUCUUGAAAGAUGUCUAAAUGCGCGGAAAGUCUUGCUUCCUGAUGACCAUAUUCAGAUUGGUGCAAACCUACUUCGUCUAGCACAGGUUGCUAUGCUUGAUAGCAGCCAACAUAAAAAAUUUGAUGUCAAGAGAGCUAAAGCCGAGCUUGAUAUCGCAAAGGAUCAUGUACAUAAUUCAAUAAGGAUUGCACGUCAAUAUUUAGAUAGAGUAUCGAAACAAAAAGACAGGUUGAAGAAACACAGUGCACCGGGAGAUUCCAGAAAGGAAGCCCAAGCAGCGCUGCUCAUAUUGCUGCAAUCAUUCAAUACUUUAUCGUCGGUGGAGGUAGCAAAGCAAGAACUGCUGGAAAUUCAGGAAGGAAAAAGUAACCUCAAGGCUAAGGAGUCACUUCUUCAAUGCAUUCAUGCUUACAGUGAGUUUGUAGCCGAUAAGUCAAUCCCUGAGAACGCUGAGAUAAAGAAGGAAUACCUUUCGUGUUUGAAGGUUGCUCAAAACUUGCUCGGUAAUAAAGGACUACCAGAAGCUGAAUUGAUAGAAUCUUGAAGAGCUCAGUUGCCAUAGAUUUUGGUGUGAGAAACAAAGUUGGUCCAUAACUUUAUAAGCUGCAAUUUUUUAUUUUGAUAUUGUAGAGCGUGUUUGUACGAAUACAAACACGGUUUUGCUAGGUAGACAAUAACUUUUGGGAACAAUGUGAACAAUGAGUUUCAAAAUUGGACCAAUAAAAUAAAACACAGUCCAGCCCAAAUUACCCCCUAAACUUUAAUUUUUACAAUCCUAAUUUUAACCAUCCUAUUCUUACCCCUUUUGACCCGAGACGCAGCCACACUCCAGGAAUCAUACUGUCGGCGUUGCAACUCAACCUCCGGCAAGUUCGCUGCAAGCUGAACAUCCGGCACUACCCACAUGCUUCAACCACAGGCUUCACGUGAGUCCCCUAUCGAUGCUCGCGCGUUGCUGCCCUCAUUCUGCAUCCCUCCCUCGCGCUACCGUCGAACACCGCUCGUCGCGGAAGGGCUCUCGCUCGCUGUCGCUGCGCCAGCAAAUUUCCGCACACAGCGUCGCAGUUGAAUGCAUCAACGGCAACGCUGAACAGCCCGCAAGCUUCAGGUUCGCUCCCUCAUAGUGCUCGUGCGCUGCUGCCCUCACCCCGCGUCCCUCCCUCGCCACCAUUGGGCGCCGGCCAUCGUAGAGGAGCUCCCGGUCUCCGUUGACGCGCCUCCAAUCUUCAGCAAGCUUCAGGUUUGGUUUCUUGGACUGCUAUGGAAGAUAAGAACCCUUGUUUAUUGCUGAUUUCUUAUUUUGUUACCAUGUUGGAUUAUAUAUUUUUUGAAUUUGGUUUGGUCUGUCCGGGCAUUACGUUAGUCGGCACAGAUGUUCUACUGGCUUUGGAUGUUUGAUUUUCACUUCAGACGGAUGAUUAUUUUACCUAAUGACUUUAGAUGUUCGAUUUUCAUUUCUUAUAAGACGGAAGAUUAUUUUACCACGUA